AUGACGACAGAGACGGACAACUUCCUGCAUGCCACGCCAUCGUCGGCAAAAAGCUACCCAACGUACACGCCACCGCCCCCGUUACCCUCACGGAAUUCCGUGAGAACCUCGUCCACGGCAACGCGGCGGACGUUUCACGAUGAGUGCGACGAAGUGAUUCGAUUAAUCCGUGAGGAUACGCUGGCGGCAUCCCCGUCAGAGAGAGCAAUUGGCGGCGUGUGCGUGUCACGCGUCUCAGCGCAUGAAAAGUACCGGGCGAUAUUAGAUGAGGUGGAGCACCUUAACAGACUCCUGGAGGUGACCGUCGAGGAGCGAGUUGACGUGCAGGGGGAACUGCAGGGAAAGUUGACGCAGAUGGGAAUUUCUCUUCGUGCCCGUGAAAGGGAGCUGCGGCAGAGGGACGAGGAACUCUUGCAUCUCCGCGGUGCUGUGGAGGCUAUGAGAACGCAGCUGGAGGCACUUCACCGCACGCGGCAGACGGAGACGCAAACCACCCGCGCGGCGAGUGGCAGCGAGAGUCUCCGCGAUGCCGUCGUCCACCGGGAUGGCGGUGACGGAGUCCCAAGCGCGGCCACUGAUGCCGCCACAAGAAAAGAAACCUCAAAGAAGACGACGAAGUACAUUGCGCAGAGAUCGCUGAGGUGGCUUAAGUUCCUGGUGAAACGUUGCUUCUUCUUCGACGAAGGGGCGAAUGGAAAAUUAACGCAACUUAUGAAUCUGCUGAAUGACUUGGAAGAGUAUAGUGUUGAGCCGCGCCAGGAGGCCCACGCGGUGCGGUCGUUGUGCACACAAGUGUCUAACCGUCUAGUGGAUCUCGUUUUAAGAGGCGCCAAUGAGUGGCGUUUAUUAGACCGUGAUGUAUCGGAUCUGCAAACCUCCACGGAACGGCAUUUCUCCCACGAUCAGGAAGAUUUUCUUCGGCGACGUGUUGCGGAGCUGAAGGUAGAGCGAGAUACUCUCAAGCAGGAGGCAGUUGCCAUCGCAGAGGAAAAUCUGCAACUAAUGAGUGAAUUGAAGUCACGAGAAAUUGCCGCACCUCGCACACCGUCACCGUCAGCACGUGUGGAGCAAUUGGAGGCGCAGAAUGCCAUAUUGUUGGCGGAGCGGAACCGGCAGGCCGUCCAUAUCGAUGAGCUCGAGCAGAAGGUGAGGGCUCUGGAGGAUGAAAAGAAUGCAAUGCACCUCAAUUUGGUUCAGCAAAGAGAGUUACUGAAGCGACAUGAACGUGUUCUUCACUUUAUUUCGCGGCAUGAGUGGGGUGAGAGAAGUGACAGUAGUGGAGGCGAAGGCAGCGGCAGUGGUCGAGUACACACAACCGUGGCAAAGUGA
Molecule: messenger RNA, 1329 nt
Organism: Trypanosoma cruzi
Lineage: Eukaryota; Euglenozoa; Kinetoplastea; Trypanosomatida; Trypanosomatidae
Exons: 1
Coding region: 1-1329 (442 amino acids)
Source: RefSeq, a predicted model, not a curated record